Messenger RNA from Bacidia gigantensis, 456 nucleotides. RefSeq lists its product as uncharacterized. The transcript is spliced from 6 exons. Gene Ontology annotation, molecular function: enzyme regulator activity; calcium ion binding. Gene Ontology annotation, cellular component: central plaque of spindle pole body. The coding region runs from base 1 to 456 and encodes 151 amino acids. Gene Ontology annotation, biological process: spindle pole body organization. Lineage: Eukaryota; Fungi; Ascomycota; Lecanoromycetes; Lecanorales; Ramalinaceae. The record is from RefSeq and is a predicted model, not a curated record.
AUGGCGACCAAGCAGUCAUCCCCGCUUCCAGAGGAGCAGAUGGAGGGGCUGAAAGCAGCUUUUCAAUUAUUCGACGACAAUGGCGAUGGCGAGAUCACAGUCCACGAGCUCGGCGCCGUAAUGCGCCAACUAGGCCUCAAACCCUCCGACACCGAGCUCGAGGACCUCAUGAACGAGAUCGAUACUGAUAGGAGUGGUACGAUAAGUUUUGAGGAAUUCACAACAAUAAUGGCCCACAAACUCUCGCCCGUCGACGCCGAGACCGAGCUGAGGGCAGCGUUCGACGUGUUCGACAAAGACGGCAACGGCACCAUCAGCACCGAGGAGCUAAGGCAGCUCAUGAAGAGUAUUGGGGAAGAUCUGAAUGAUACGGAGAUUGAGGAGAUGGUCAGGGAGGCGGAUCGCGAUGGGAAUGGGGAGAUUGAUUACCAGGAAUUCGCAGCUUUGAUGAAGUAA